CUAAAGGAUCCAGUAACUAUUCCCUGUGGACAUAGUUACUGUAUGAGCUGCAUUAAGAGCUGCUGGGAUCAGGAAGAUCAUGUUGGAGUUUACAGCUGCCCCCAGUGCAGACAGACCUUCAUACCCAGACCUGUUCUGAACAGAAACACCAUGCUGGCUGAAGUGGUGGAGAAACUGAAGAAGACUGGACUACAAGCAGCUGCUCCUGCUGACCAGUAUGCUGGACCUGGAGAUGUGGAGUGUGACGUCUGUACUGGGAGAAAACACAAAGCUGUCAAGUCCUGCCUGGUGUGUCUGGCCUCCUACUGUGAAACUGACCUGCAGCUUCACAAUAAACUCCACCAUGCAAAACAGCACAAGCUCAUUGAUGCCAUCGGCCAUCUGAAGGACAAGGUCUGUUCCCACCAUGACAAACCGCUGGAGGUCUACUGCCGUACCCACCAGCAGUGUAUCUGUUAUCUCUGUACGAUGGAUGAACACAGAGGCCAUGAUACAGUCUCAGCUGCUACAGGAAGGGCGGAGAUACAGAAACAAAUGGGUGAAACACAGAGGGAAUUUCAGCAGAGAAUUCAGAUGAGAGAGAAGGAGCUGCAGGAGCUGAGAGAGACUGUGGGCUCAGUCACAAGCUCAGCACAGUCAGCAGUGGAGGACAGCGAGAGGAUCUUCACUGAGAUAAUCAGCUCCAUUGAGAGAAGAUGCUCUGAGGUGACAAAGCUGAUCAGAGAUCAGGAGAAGGCUGCAGUGAGUCAGGCUGAAGGAGACAUGGAGAGACUGAAGCAGGAGAUCGAUGAACUGAAGAGGAGACACUCUGAGCUGGAGCAGGUUUCACACACAGAGGAUCACAUCCAUUUCCUCCAGAGGCGCCAGGCUCUUCCUGUCACUCCUGAAGCUGGAUUUGGACCCAGAAUCUCUGUCAGUCCCAGAUCUGAUUUUGGGAAUUUGAGGAAGGCGGUUUCUGAGCUGAAAGAUCAACUGGAGAAUUUUUGCAGAAUGAAAAUGGCAGAGAUCCAUCACGCAGUUACCAAAGACACCGUCCUACCGGUAUUAGUGCCCAGGACCAGAGCAGAAUUCUUACACUCUUCCGUUGGGCGGAUUUUAAGCAGAGCUUGGGCUGGACCUGGGAACACUGUACUGAUGCCUCAUUUCCACCAACAUGGAGCCGGUGCUGGGCUGGUUGUCACGUGAUGCCUUUUCAGAACCUGCCUGUGUUUCCACCAGUUUAAAAAAUUAACAUAGUUGACAGUGAAAGUAAAGGUUCAUAUGUAUUCCGUUUUGUGGGAUUUGUUCUUUUCUGUUCCAGAAUAAGUUUUUAUAAGCUGCCAACUGUCCUUUUAAUGAUCACGCUAUUAAAGAUGCCAAUAACUGAACUUUGUAAUCUGCCUCAUAAUCUGCGGCAUGGUUUUCAUUUACAAUGCAAAGUUACUCCGAUAAUAAGCUGGCUAGUUGUUUUACUGCUGCCACCGGAAAUAUUAGACAAAACUAUAUUGGUGAUUGACUGAAUUAUCCAGGUAUGCGGACGGUUUGGACACGAUGGCCCCUCCCACUUGCACUGAUGUUAUGAGAACUAUUUUUUUAAUUUUUUGUGGUGGCCUGUAGCCUUGUGCCUUUGACUGAAUCACAGCCAUGAUAUACCGGAGUAUCUUCUCAUAUGUCAUUGCUUAAUUAUACUGCACUCAUAAAGCAUUCUAAAC
Molecule: messenger RNA, 1691 nt
Organism: Brienomyrus brachyistius
Lineage: Eukaryota; Metazoa; Chordata; Actinopteri; Osteoglossiformes; Mormyridae
Product: E3 ubiquitin/ISG15 ligase TRIM25-like
Exons: 6
Coding region: 43-1185 (380 amino acids)
Molecular function (GO): zinc ion binding
Source: RefSeq, a predicted model, not a curated record